This is a messenger RNA of Penicillium odoratum, 450 nucleotides long. RefSeq lists its product as uncharacterized. The record is from RefSeq and is a predicted model, not a curated record. The transcript has 4 exons. Lineage: Eukaryota; Fungi; Ascomycota; Eurotiomycetes; Eurotiales; Aspergillaceae. Bases 1 to 450 code for a protein of 149 amino acids.
AUGACACCCGAAGUGUGCUGGUGCUUAUAUUCCCCAAUGUCUGGAGAUCUAGUUCCUCUUACUGUUAUUAAAGGCGCCGGCCACGAAUUCAUUCCUCUCCCACCGGGCGAGAACGCAACCACGGCCGAUUUCCACUCCAUCCGUACCGAGUCCGAAUCGCCUGCCUAUUUUACAUCGGGAUUCUACAAGAUUGAGGCUGGUCCCCAAAGGCCCGCUCAUUACACCUUUGAGGAGACCAAAUAUGUUCUCCGUGGUCAGAUUGAUAUUUUGGACGAGGCGACCGGAGUUACUCACCACCUAGUUCCCGGAGAUUUCGCCUUCUUCUAUGUUGGAUCAAAGGUGAAGUUCUCGACCAAGUCUGCAGGCCUUGCCUUCUACGCCGUCACUCGUCCGACUCGCGCUCCCCAUCCCAACCUUGUUAACAGAGAGGAAAGCAAGGCCCGACUAUAG